CAGUUCGAUUGGUUGUCCAGUAGAGGGUUGCCUCUGGAUUGUUAUCUAAGCGUUGUGGAAUUGCUAAAGUAGAAGGUGUGAUAUUUUGCUUCUUAAAUGCGUACUCGUUACUAAUAGAAGUAUUUUCGUGUUGAAUCGAAACUAACAAACCUGAAGAAAGCGAUUUUUGUUGCAGGAGUCUAAGCCGCAGUUGGAGCGUGAACUACAAUGGCGGAUGUGAGCGAGCAAGAGAAUACUAUUAAUGAAUCUGCUCUGGAAGAGGACAGUGGGCAGCAACAGAAACUUAACGUAGAGGAGGUUGCUGCAAUGGAGAACCUGGAAUUACUGGGUGAAAAAAGCACAUACAAAGAUGCUGGAGAUGCAUAUACUAAAGAUGUUGAAGAAUCUGACUUUGCUGGUAAUUUGGGGUCCGUAUCUCCAGCAGUGCCAGCCAAGGAAAAUAGGCCUCGGUGUGAGCAUUGUAAUAUAUCAUGCUCAAAUGAAACCCAGUAUAUAUGUCAUGUAAUGGGACAGAAGCACAGAAAGAAAAUGAGAGAACUUGGGUUGCUUGCAUCGAGUGAAGAGGAAAUGACCAACCGAAAAGCAUUGGAGGAGUAUGUUUUGAACCCUGAACGUACUGAACCUAUAAUUGGACUGCAAUACCUAACUGAGUAUCGGAGCCCUGGAAAUCAACAUUCCUCCUACCUGUGUACACUCUGUGAUGUCCGUUCAUGCCUGGAUAUAAUUUUUCAUGUCACUGGUGCAAAGCAUCGGCAUAAUUAUCUGAAAAAGAUGCAUCCAGAUUUGAUUCCUAUUGACGAGCAAGAGGCUGGACUUGUGAAGAUGCAUUCAUUGUUAAAAGAAAAAGCAGAAAUGAUUGAAUGCAAGGAGGGUUGUGGAGAAGUGAAGGUGCAGAUAUUUGAGAAGCCCAAAGAACUUUUACGGAAACCGGGAAAUACAAGUGAAGUUAAAAAGGAAGAACCUCAAGAAAAAGCAAAGCGUAAAGCCACUUCUGCUGAAAAACGUGUUGUAGUCAUGCCAAGCAUUGGUUCUGUUAGUCAGCUGGUUAAGCAAAUGCAAACCAAUCCACGUUUUCUUAAACCCACAACAGUUAAUCCUAAAAGCGUGCACUCUUUGAUGGAUCUGAAAAUAGAAAAACCAUCACUUGGGAAGAGGAGAGGUGCUCCAAAUGAUUUUUCUUACAGAGAGGAUAAUCUAAGGCCAUUACCCAAGGAGAGUUUAAGUGAUUUUUUUCCAGGUGAUUGUACUGAAAAUGUAAGCCUGUAUCCUGGUGGUAGAUUCAGUGAGAGUACUCCUGAAGAUUUUCAUAAAAAGCUACGUCUGAGUGAUGAAACAAGAUUCUGUGAGUCAAGCCCAUGGGGACAAUUCCGAGAAGGCAUUUCAGACAGAACAUAUCAAGAGAAUUAUCAGUCAGAUCUUACUGGAAGCAGAUUACACCAGAGACAACCUCAUUUACAUGAAAAUAUUACACAGUGGAGAUACAAUGAUGAAGAUCCCUACAUCAGAGAAAGAUGGUUAUAUAAGGAGGAUGCAAGGGAAAGGUUAUAUGAUGAUCCAGCCGCUUUGCAAAGAAGGCGGAUUCGUGAAGAAUCUCCAGAUCGUUGGGCAUUUGGCACUGAAGGCACAUAUAUUGACAACACUAACCGAUGGAAAGCGAGCCAAUAUGAAAGUAGCAAUCAAAGAUAUGACUUGAAUGUUCCAUCCCGAAAAAGGCCACUGCUUGAUCACACAUCGCCAGUCAUGGAUCCUAGUAUAAGCACUAAGUCUCCUAAUUCUAGUAUGGUUCUGGCUGUUGCUGAGAAACUUGCCCGAAAACUUUUAGAGUAUGAAGUAAAAUCCAAGCAAGAAGCUUUUAUGGAAGAGAAAUCCAACCAAAUGGUUUUUCGUGACCAUGUCUCUCCAGAACCUUUUCCUUCUAGGCCAUAUGUGCGAGUAAGGUUGGAUUAUGACAAACCAGAAACAGGCCGUAGUGAUUAUUUAAUGGAAGAUGUGCAGUUUUCACAGAGGUCAUCUUCUUUGUCCAGUUCCUCUUACACUAGAAGCAGCCUUUUUUCAGGUUCUUGGAGAGAUGAGAAUCCUUCUGCUUUGCCCAGGGAAAACUUCUCCAGAUACUCUUCAGAAUGGAAGAGCUUGGCAGCCAGACCCUUGGAAUCUUCUGCUUCUAGUCGACAAAUGGAAGUAUUUCAGAACUCCUGGUCACAAGGAUAUAAAUAACUUGCAGUGUAAAUAGUGGGUAUAUUUUUCCCCAUCUUGCUAUCAGCCAUUGAAUUUCUAUUUUUGUUUUUAAUCGCAUCUUUCUGAAAACAUGAAUGGCAGCCCAACAGAUACAACUGUUUAAUCAUGUUCUCUGUUCCCCUGUUUCAUGAAAACCAAAUUGAGCUUUUAUAUGUGCUAAACCUUUGAAUAGUUAAAAACUAGUAAGUAAAGUAACAUGAAACACUGAUGGUUCUGUUUCAGAAGAGACAUUGGACUUUAAGUAAAUCUUGGUCACACCUUACAAAGAAAUGAUUACACAUUUGUUUUCGGCAGUAUUUUGGCAUACAUUUAACUUAUGAGAAUUCUGUUUUUGAGUAUGGGUUGUUUUUAUAAUAUACCUUGGUAAAAAAUGUAAUAAAAGAAAUGAAGCUCAAAAGGUCAUUUGAAUGUGCUUUACGGUAAAUGUUUCUGCAAUUUGAUAAAACGAGGGGCUUCUUUCUUCAUACAUUUUGAACUCUAUCUCCUAUAGCUUAUUAAUAAAUAUUUGGUAUAUGGCAUUGAUAUUACUUCUAAAGCUCCAAGUUAACAUUUUUUACUUUGCUAAAUGCAAACUUGAUAACCUGUUGAGCAGUCAUUGUAUAUAGAAAGGUCAAAAAGAGGCAGUUUAUUUUGAAUACCUCAAUAAAAUGCAACUUAAUUUUUAUUGUUUUUCAA
Messenger RNA from Polypterus senegalus (gray bichir), 2910 nucleotides. RefSeq lists its product as uncharacterized. Gene Ontology annotation, molecular function: single-stranded RNA binding; double-stranded RNA binding. Lineage: Eukaryota; Metazoa; Chordata; Cladistia; Polypteriformes; Polypteridae. The transcript is spliced from 15 exons. The record is from RefSeq and is a predicted model, not a curated record. Bases 208 to 2214 code for a protein of 668 amino acids. Gene Ontology annotation, cellular component: precatalytic spliceosome.